Molecule: messenger RNA, 2415 nt
Organism: Paramacrobiotus metropolitanus
Lineage: Eukaryota; Metazoa; Tardigrada; Eutardigrada; Parachela; Macrobiotidae
Product: serine/threonine-protein kinase PknB-like
Exons: 4
Coding region: 201-2324 (707 amino acids)
Biological process (GO): protein phosphorylation
Molecular function (GO): protein kinase activity; protein binding; ATP binding
Source: RefSeq, a predicted model, not a curated record
UCUACUGCCUGCUUAGUCAUCUGUGCGCACUGCACAUACUGUGCAAGUGCAUGGAAAAGUAUAUCUUGCACAGUUACACUUACACCUGCUAUUAAGCGUAAUAAUUUUAAACUGCGUCUGUUCAACACUCGAAGUUCGUGGAAGACACCGGUUUCCAUUGUGCCAGAAAGAACGCCGCUGUCGAAGUCAUUGGCAGUAAAAUGCGGUACAGCUACUCACAAGCGGAAUUUAUUGGCAAGGGAGCAUUUGGUGUUAUCCACAAAGCCAGAGUUGUAAAGCGGGCGGGCUUCACCGGAGCAGAUGCGAUAGCUGUCAAAGUUAUACGUAUCGCCGCUAAUUCCGGAGUAAUGACGAGCGAAGAAAGCUGGAAGAAAGUCGUGAGCAGAUUGCGAAAGCUACGUGGACUACUGCACAAACAUCUCGUUCUUUACCACAAAGUCACCAUAACCAGAGCGUCCGGCGGAGCCACAGUUGAGCUGGCAAUGGAUGUCUACGACUGCGACCUUGCCUCCUUUUUACGGGAGGCCAAGAAGAAAAACGUGCUAAGCGACGAAAAAGUUAUUCGAUUUGCCAAGAACAUAACCAAAGGACUGCACUUCUUGCAUCAGAAUAACAUAAUACAUGGCGAUUUAAAGCCAGAAAACAUCCUGAUGAGAAUUUUCCCGAAUAACCGGGAAAGGCUUUUGAUCGGUGACCUAGACGAUCUGGUGCAAAUGCAAGAGAGCGUCACUUGUUCCGGAGAUAUCUCGCAGCUGCGCGGUACGAUACGUUACAUGUCUCCGGAAAUGCUAAAAAAAUUUGCUCAAAUGAAAACCGAGGAUCCUGGGCGAAAGACCGAUAUCUGGAGUCUGGGUUGUAUGAUUCUGGAGAUGGCUGAGUGCUGCCAGCGCCUUGAUCAAAGAAGAUUGGUGAACGAGAGAAAAAUAAUAGAGGUUGGAGAUGAUAUACCGAAUCAUCGGUAUGCCAACCUGAUUAUGGACGGAUACGCGCCGUUUGUGAGCGACGUCAUAGUGGAAGACCUUGCAAGGCUUAUCGGACACUGCUUGCAACGCCGUAGCACGAACAGAAUAUCGGCAGAAGCCCUGUUGCGUAAAUUGUGGAAGUAUCAGGGCCUAGUAUUUUUUUAUACCGGUCGCAUUCAAGAAGAAUGUGGGAUACCUCUUGUUGUAUUCGAUCCUUCGACUGGGUCCUUGCAUACUCGGACUCUACCUUGCCCAUCAUCGACAACGGACAGCAAAUUAUUAAAGGGGUAUUAUUCUUCAUAUUGCAUAGCGGCCACCGAAACCGAAGUAAUAGUCGCGACCCGGAUAAUUCCUGACUGGGCUUCUCAUUCUGAAUCGCACUUCCAGCGUGUCGAUGAAGAAACGGGGCGUGUUUUGCGCCCUUUACCUGAUAGCCCAGUUUGCACAAGCGCUGUCGCUAUAGAAGACAAGCUUUAUUUCUGGGAUUUAGGACAUGAAAGAUUCGUGGCAAAGGACGUCACUACUGGUAGCGAUGUAUCGUUGGAAACUCCCGGAAAAGGGUUUUCAUCAGCUCAGAUAGUGGGAAUAUUCGGUAAACGGAUACUGUAUGCCACACAUGACGAGUUAUAUUCGUACGAUACCGUAAACAAUAACUGGGCGUUCGUAUGGAAAUGGCCAAUCAACCGACGCUGGAGUUAUGCUGCGACGGUGGUAAAUGGAUGCAUAUACGUUUUGGGUGGAAACAUGCCACAGCUGCUACCUGACAACCAUGGUCGCCCAACAGCAACCUGCUUUCGCUUGCAAAUUGAAACGGCUACGCGUGAAGAAUUAGAGGCGCUGAAGCGGCCAAGAUAUGACCAUGUCGCCCGUGUUAUCAAGAACCGCAUUUACAUCUGCGGUGGCCGGCAUUCCGCUUACGAGUACGCCGCUACAAUAGAGUUCUACGAUAUGAAACAUAAAGCAGGAUGGUCAGUCGUCAGUCUAUCGGCAAGCGAUCAGCAACUGCUGCCUUGGAUAUCCGGAUCUGCUUGUGAAAGGCUGGGAAAUUGCUGGAAUGUGGCUGCAAUGUAUGUUAAUAUAGAUAGCGACGGUUCUACUGAACAAGAUUCCGUCAGUACUUCUAUAGUGCGGCAGCAGUUGCUGCCUUGCGUUUCGGGGCAUGUUCGUGAACGGCUGGAAGAGGACAGGAAUAUGGCUGCAAUGUAUGUGAGUAUAGACUGCGACGUUUCUGUAGAAAAAGAUUCCAUCAGUACAGACCAGCAGCUACAUUGCGUAUCGGGUCCUGGUUGUGAAAGGGUGGGAGAGGACAGGAAUGUGGCCGCAGUGUAUGUGAAUAUACCUAGACUGCGACGCUUCUGCUGAAAAAGAUUCCAUCCGUACACCGCAGCAGCAGCUGCUACCUUGCGUAUCGAGACUUGGUUGUGAAAAUUUGGUAAUGUAAAUGUCAGGAAUG